AAUUUUCUCAAGUAAAAAUCUCUGUCUUUCAAUACGUUAUCAAUCUCUCUCUCUCUUAAAAGAGUUUGUCAAGUUUCAAAAGUGUCUUUCAAAUCCGCCAUUGCAGAAGCUUCUCCUUCCAACCCAGAUUCAUAAUUACAUUCGCCAUCAAACUAGUAACUGAACCAAUUUAAGGAAGAAGGUUUUUAAUGGCUAGCAAAAGGAUUCAGAAGGAGCUACAGGAUUUACAGAGAGAUCCACCAACAUCAUGCAGUGCUGGACCUGCCGGGGAGGACUUAUUCCACUGGCAAGCGACUAUCAUGGGACCCUCUGAUAGUCCUUAUGCUGGAGGUGUUUUCUUUGUCAUGAUUCAUUUCCCACCAGAUUAUCCAUUCAAGCCGCCCAAGGUCAACUUCCAGACUAAGGUUUACCACCCUAACAUUAACUCCAACGGCAGUAUAUGUCUUGACAUUCUGAAGGAGCAGUGGAGCCCAGCAUUAACGAUCUCAAAGGUCCUUCUCUCCAUCUGUUCACUCUUGACCGAUCCAAACCCUGACGAUCCCCUUGUUCCUGAAAUAGCCCACAUCUACAAGAACCAAAGAAACCGGUAUGAAGAAACAGCAAGAGCAUGGACCCAGAAAUAUGCUAUGAACUAAAGAUCAUGUGGGUAAGGUAGUAGUCGCGGAUCAGAAUCGUCAGGUACUUUAUAACAAAGAGAUGAUGAUGUUUUAGACAAUGUGUUGAAUGGUGUGUCUUUUUCUUCUUGAUUAACCAAUCUGCCCUAUCAAAGUUGCAUGGCAUGUUUGGUUUUUGUAUAUUAUAACUGCUAUACAUGCGAGAAUUUCUAUAUGUUUCUAUGUAUUUGUGGAUUUCUGUUCUGUUAUACGCUUUUUGGGGCUUAUUAUUCA
Messenger RNA from Papaver somniferum (opium poppy), 887 nucleotides. RefSeq names its product ubiquitin-conjugating enzyme E2 5A-like. The coding region runs from base 189 to 635 and encodes 148 amino acids. Lineage: Eukaryota; Viridiplantae; Streptophyta; Magnoliopsida; Ranunculales; Papaveraceae. Gene Ontology annotation, cellular component: nucleus. Gene Ontology annotation, biological process: protein polyubiquitination. Gene Ontology annotation, molecular function: ubiquitin conjugating enzyme activity. The record is from RefSeq and is a predicted model, not a curated record. The transcript is spliced from 3 exons.